AAACUAGCCGUUACACGACACACCAUAGCAAAGACAGACAGAGAAAAAAAAAAAAACUCUUAAAUCUACGCUUCCUUCCUCCAAAAACAAGAUCCUAAGCUCUUCUUUCUUCUCUUGUUCAUUUUUACAAUAACUCUGCCUCUUUCUUCUUUGAUUUUUCUCUUCUUCUUUUAGGAUUCUUUGAUUCUUUCUAAAACGAAGAGCGCUUAUCCUUGUAAAAUGAAUGGAUUUUACAAAAACCCAUCUCGAGUUCUUCCCAAGGGAGGAAAAAGCUAUAGACUUCACCUGGGUUUCUUCACAAAUCUCCUCUUCUGCCUCUCACUGUUCACUCCUCAAGCUAUUGCGGGCCACCACCCCUUGGAUGGUGUGAUCGUGACUCAGGCGAACUACCAGGCCCUUCGUGCCAUCAAACACGACCUCAUUGACUUCGCCGGCAUUCUCAGGACCUGGAACGACUCCGGCCAUGGCGUCUGCUCCGGCGGCUGGGCCGGAAUCAGGUGCCUUAGAGGCCAGGUCAUCGCUAUUCAGCUCCCGUGGAAAGGCCUCGGCGGCAGAAUCUCCGAGGAAGUCGGAAAACUCACCGCUCUCAGAAAGCUUAGCCUUCACGACAAUGUCAUUGCCGGUUCCAUCCCUCAGUCCCUCGGCUUCCUCCGCAAUCUCCGCGGAGUCCAUCUUUUCAACAAUCGCCUCUCGGGUUCGAUCCCUGCCUCCAUUGGUAACUGCCCUCUUCUCCAAAAUCUUGAUCUGAGCAAUAAUCAGUUAUCCGGGUCCAUCCCUUCUCGUCUGGCCGUUUCCACCAGGCUUUACAGGCUCAACCUUAGCUAUAAUUCGCUUUCUGGUCCACUUCCCGUUAGUCUCACCCGGCCAUAUACACUCACGUUUCUUGAUCUUCAGCACAAUAACCUCUCUGGUUCAAUCCCUGUCUCUUGGGGAGAUCAAACACUGAGAAAUGAGUCCCAUCCUCUCAAAAUCUUGAACCUCAAUCAUAAUCUCUUCUCUGGAACUGUUCCUCCGUCUCUUGGGAAGCUUGUCUUGUUAGAACAUGUCUCUCUAGAUCAUAACCAGAUCUCCGGGGUCGUUCCCCGGGAGUUGGGAACUCUUUCAAACCUUCAGAACCUUGAUCUGUCUUUCAAUUCGAUCAUCGGGACCAUUCCAAACAGCUUCACCAACCUUUCCUCUCUAGCUUUGCUGAAUCUCGAAAACAACCGCCUCAACGGGCGAAUCCCGGAAGCCAUUGAUGGGAUGCAGAAUCUUAUAUUGCUUAACCUCAAGAGGAACAAGUUUGAAGGCCGAAUUCCCGAGACCAUAGGGAACAUCUCCAGAAUCAGUCAGCUCGAUCUGUCUGAAAACAACUUCACCGGGCAAAUCCCCCAAUCUCUGAUCAAUCUUGCGAAUCUCUCUUCUCUAAACGUCUCGUUCAACAGCCUGUCCGGACCCGUCCCACCUCCUCUCGCCAGAAAGUUCAACUCGAGUUCUUUUGUCGGAAACCUUCAGCUCUGUGGCUUCAACGCCUCAAACCCAUGUCCUUCUCCAACUCACCCUCCGAAUCUUUCGCCACCAGCAGAAACCCAACAACCUCAAAAACACCACCACCACCACAGAAAACUAUCCGCUAAAGACAUAAUUCUCAUCGCCAUUGGAGCUCUUUUAGCUGUUCUGCUCCUGUUAUGCUGCAUCCUACUCUACUGCCUCAUGAAGAAACGCUCUGCUCUGAAACAAAAGGAAGGGAAGAUCUCAACAAGGUCCGCCCCCGAGAAGGCGGCAGAAUCAGCAGCAGGAGGCGAGAUGGGAGGAAAGCUGGUGCAUUUCGAAGGCCCGUUUGUGUUCACGGCCGACGAUCUUCUGUGUGCUACGGCUGAGAUAAUGGGGAAGAGUGCUUAUGGGACGGUUUACAAGACGACGCUUGAGGACGGUAACGAGGUGGCGGUGAAACGGCUGAGGGAAAAGAACACGAAAGGGGUGAAAGAGUUUGAAGCAGAGGUGGCGGCCUUGGGGAAGAUUCGGCAUCCAAAUCUUCUGGCACUUAGGGCUUAUUACUUGGGUCCCAAGGGAGAGAAGUUGAUCGUCUUUGACUACAUGCCUAAGGGAAGCCUCUCUUCGUUUCUUCACGCUCGAGGCCCAGAGAGUCUAAUCCCGUGGGAAACGAGAAUGAAGAUAGCGAAAGGAAUAGCUCGAGGCCUUUCUCACCUCCACACAAAGGAGAACAUGGUCCACGAGAAUCUCACAGCGAGCAACAUCCUCCUGGACGAGCAGACAAAUGCUCUGAUCGCCGAUUACGGUCUCUCCAGUCUCAUGACUGCGGCAGCGGCCACAAACGUGAUCGCGACGGCUGGGACGCUCGGCUACCGAGCUCCAGAGUUCUCCAAGAUGAAGUACGCGAGCACAAAGACAGAUGUCUACAGCCUAGGAGUCAUAAUACUGGAGCUUCUGACGGGGAAGUCCCCCGGAGAGACGACGAAUGGAUUGGAUCUGCCUCAGUGGGUUGCUUCCGUCGUGAAAGAGGAGUGGACCGGUGAAGUAUUCGAUUUGGAGUUGAUGAGAGAGGCUCAGCACGUUAGGGACGAGCUUCUCAACACUCUGAAGAUGGCUCUGCAUUGUGUGGAUCCCUCGCCGGAGGCUAGGCCGGAAGCUCUGGAAGUUCUUCAGCAGCUGGAGGAGAUUCAGCCGGAGCUGGCCGAGAUUCUGCCGGAUCCGGCGACAGAGACGGUGGAGGCGGCUGGUUCCGGCGAUGGAGAAGCAGAGGAGCAUACAUACAAAGGAUGAAUAAAAAAAAAGGUUCGGAGUGGAAGAAUAGGAGGUUUGUCAUAUAUAUAUGACAUGUUCGUUUCUCACGGAAGCUGUUUAUUAUUAUUUUUAUUUUACAAUUUUUGUAAAUCGGGUAGCCCGACCAAAUCCAAAAACCGAUUUAAGUCUAACCCCAUUUUUCGGAUCUGCAUAUUCAAAUCCGAACCGGAUCAUUUUUCAUGCAUAUAUCUUCCUAAUAAAAUCACUAUAAACUUGAUUUG
Molecule: messenger RNA, 3005 nt
Organism: Tarenaya hassleriana
Lineage: Eukaryota; Viridiplantae; Streptophyta; Magnoliopsida; Brassicales; Cleomaceae
Product: probably inactive leucine-rich repeat receptor-like protein kinase IMK2
Exons: 2
Coding region: 220-2763 (847 amino acids)
Biological process (GO): protein phosphorylation
Molecular function (GO): protein kinase activity; protein binding; ATP binding
Source: RefSeq, a predicted model, not a curated record